AUGCGAGGGCGUCCUGGCCCAUCAGAAGAAGACAACGGGGACUACAUGUCCCUGCUGGAGCUGGGCCAAGAGCAGGACUUGAUGGACAUCCCAGACCUGGGACAGUCCCCACAGCCUGACAAGAAAGUGGACGCGGACUUCUUCAACAGCUUCCAGGAUGACUUUGAUGAGGACGACAUGCGACCCACCACUUAG
Messenger RNA from Coccomyxa subellipsoidea C-169, 195 nucleotides. RefSeq lists its product as hypothetical. The record is from RefSeq and is a predicted model, not a curated record. Lineage: Eukaryota; Viridiplantae; Chlorophyta; Trebouxiophyceae; Coccomyxaceae. The coding region runs from base 1 to 195 and encodes 64 amino acids. The transcript is spliced from 2 exons.